Messenger RNA from Trichomonas vaginalis G3, 803 nucleotides. RefSeq lists its product as uncharacterized. The annotation marks the transcript as partial. The record is from RefSeq and is a predicted model, not a curated record. The transcript has a single exon. Lineage: Eukaryota; Parabasalia; Trichomonadida; Trichomonadidae.
AUGCGUUUAUUCGUUGGUUACAAAUCAUCAAAUCAAAGCUUUAAACAAUUAGAAGUAGAAACCGAAAGAGGUGAUGCCGGUUAUCUUCAGAUGGAUUGCGCCCGUGAAUCUUUCGCAUUUGCAACAUAUAAACCAAAAUCAGAAAGGAAAGUUAAAAAGUUUGUUCAUUCGUUAUAUAAUAAUGUUCAAAAAUAUGAUAACUCAGUAUGUGGUAAAUAUAUUGACCCUUCAGAAGUUUUCAAGAAAGCAAAUGAAGAAGUUGAUGUCACUUUUGAUAUGAUUAUUCCGGUAAAUGAUUUGUUAGCAUUUCAGGCGUUCGAUGAUUAUCCUAAAUCAUUUGGUGAUAUCAUUCUUAAAUAUUAUGUUUUCAGGGAUACUUUAGUAUUUUGUCAGGUUGACCCGUUAAGAGUUGCUGAUUUACAAAAUUACGUUUAUGAAAAGAUAACUGAUGAAAAUUAUGAAAAGAUUAUGAAUCAUGUUUAUAAAUAUGAUCGCAAAUUCCAACAAAUCGGACUUCCUGCCAAAUUAAUUACAAGCUUAGCCGCUACAUCUGCUGACGCAACAGUUGAUGACGUUAUUAUUUCAUGCACAAAGAUGGAAGUUUUAGAGGAUAAAUGCAUUACACCAGGAUACGGUUUAAUUGAAGAAUCAGUUAAAGCAAUACCACGUUUAUUCAGUAAGGAAGAUCCAUUCAUGAUUCCAGCUCAACAUAUUGACGUUCGUUCACUAAAUGGAGGUUGCAUCACUCCUGAAGGUAUUAGCUCAGAUUUCUCAUACGCUCUUCAUAAUGUUACAGAUGUUGU